ACCACUAAUAGCUCCUCCAUUGAUUUUUGGAUUCUACCCAUCUCGGGACAGUGACUAGAAUUCCGGUCAUUCCCUCUACGGACGCUCCCCCCUUGUCCUCGGGGGAUAUAUUUUGAGUACUACCCCCUCGACAGUGGACCACUGAGCUGUAGUGGUACUGUAACUGUACAUAUACGCCAGAGUCCCCGAUCAGUUUGAAAACAGAGUGGCAAAGCGCGCUUAAGCCCCAAGCUCGCUCUGUGUAAGUUUGUUUCCCGGCUGGACGGAUGAAAUGCCUUCCGGAAAAAAACGGGACACUGGAACUUUUCAAGGCGUGCGGAGCUAGGGUUGUACCAAAGUAGUCAUGUCAUGAGCGCAACGAAGCAGGCUUAUAUCUGUUCUCACCUUACAGUAGCCACCACGGAUCCGGCACGUGCAAGAAUAAACAGAUGCAAGCUUCAUGAUACACCAACACUCUUCACAGGAAAAGAGCCCAGCCGCGGGAGGACUGAAAUCCGUCGGGGCGAGACAAACGGGGUGAGGUUCCUGGACGUUUCGGAGAGCGCCCGCCGCCGCUGUCCGGCACCAUGAACGCCUCGGCCGAGGGCGGGGCGCCGCCGCCCGUUUGCUUCUCCGUCAACAGCCCGCCCUUCAACUACACCCACAGCAUCGCCUCCGCCUACUUCUCCGCCACCUUCAGCGGCCUGGGCCUCAGCUCCAACCUGUUCGCCCUGGUGGUGCUGGUGAAGUCGUACCGCCGGACGCAGAGCCGCUCCCGCUCCUCCUUCCUGGUCUUCCUCCUGGGCCUGGUGCUGACCGACUUCAUGGGCCUGCUGGUGACCGGGUCCAUCGUGGUCUCCUUCCACGUCACGCACUUCAACUGGCGCCUGCUCGACCCCCGCUGCCACUUCUGCAACUUCAUGGGCGUGUCCAUGGUCUUCUACGGCCUGUGCCCGCUGCUGCUGGGCGCCGCCAUGGCCGUCGAGCGCUUCGUGGGCAUCAACAGGCCCUUCGCCCGCUCCGCCAGGGUGUCCAAGUCCCGGGCGUGGUCCAUGGUGGUGUCGGUGUGGGUGGCGGCGGGCUGCGUGGGCCUGCUGCCGCUGACGGGCCUGGGCAGCUACCACAUGCAGAUGCCAGGCUCCUGGUGCUUCUUCCUCAUCGGCUCGCGGCCCCUGGACAUGACCUUCAGCCUGCUGUUCUCGCUCACGGGCCUGACGUCGCUGGCCGUGUCCUUCGUGCUGAACACGGUGAGCGUGGUGACGCUGCUGCGCGUCUGCUGCGGCAAGGAGGCCGGCAGCCGCCGCCGCGACCACGAGGUGGAGAUGAUGGUGCAGCUCCUCGGCAUCAUGAUCAUCGCCUCCAUCUGCUGGUGCCCCCUGCUGGUGUUUAUUGCAGAGACUGUGCUGUCGGGCAGCAAGCUCCAGGUCAAGUACCUCUUGCUGUGGCUGCGCUUCGCGACCUGGAACCAGAUCCUGGACCCCUGGGUCUACAUCCUGUUCCGUCGUUCCGUCCUAAAGCGCGUGUACCCCAAGCUGGACCUGUCCCGCGGGUCCAUCAUGACCCUGUACCCGGGCUUCACCGCCUCCCUGAGGAGGCUCACCCGCUCUUCCCUGGGGGGCGCGGCCAGCAAGGUGGACGAAGGUGGAGCCCUGGACGGGACGGACAGGCCCACUCCCCGCAGGCCCCUCCCACCGACCUCCUAAGCCCCGCCCACCGCAGGAACUGUCACCCAUCGAGACGAUCGACGUGUUCCGGGCCUGAGCCGUUCAGUUACUUCCCCCGAAACCCUACGCCGCUCCUGGUAAACACCCCAAUGUUGCCAUUCGGCUGACGCAGUUAAUUUUAUUAAUCUGUUUUUAUUAUUUACCCUGCAACCCUUCCACAGGACAAGCGGGUUUAGAUAAUGGAUGAUGGAUGUUUUAUUAUUUAUGGGAAUACGGCGUCUGCCGCCGCCGUCCGGCUUUAGAUCAAAGGCUGUGGAAUUCUAACGGCCGUUCGGUUCCACCGAGCGCCCGUCUCGGAUUGUAAAGCGAAAGGGGUUUUUUCUUUUUUUUUUUUUUUUGCGAAAUUCCCCGCUAGCCGCGACGGCAGAAUGAUCGAGGACCUGUCGGCCGUCCCGUAAGCGUUCCUGACGUGGGCCGUCUGGAGCCGGAGUUGUUUCGGCGGUGGAGCCGAGGAUGGAGGAGGAACGGGUCGUUUGUCAGGAGUCUCCGUAAACACGGACGAGAAAAUCGGGGUGCGCGCAGCGCUACCUAUCACAGAUUCUAUAGACACGACCAGAUACUCAACUCUCCAUCCACUCUCCAAAUGCGGACGAAAAAAUCUGGUUGUGAUCAGCACUACCUAUCACAGAUUCUAUAGACACAACCAGAUACUCAACUCUCCAUCCACUCUCCAAACAUGGACGAAAAUACCAGGGUGUGAUCAGCGCUGCCACAGAUUUUAUAGACACGACCAGAUACUCAACUCUCCAUCCACUCUCCAAACACGGACGAGGAAAUCAGGGUGUGAUCAGCGCUACCUAUCACAGAUUCUAUAGACACAACCAGAUACUCAACUCUCCAUCCACUCUCCAAACACGGACGAAAAAAUCAGGGUGUGAUCAGCGCUGCCACAGAUUCUAUAGACACAACCAGAUACUCAACUCUCCAUCCACUCUCCAAACACGGACGAAAAAAUCAGGGUGUGAUCAGCGCUGCCACAGAUUCCGUAGACACAAGCAGAUACUCAACUCCCUGCUCUCCAUCACUGAAAAUUAUGCCUCGUCUUGUGAAAAUUCGUUUAAAAUGUCAGACUGAAUAUAUGUAAUACGGUGGCAAUGGAUGUUCUUCAAUCUAGUGCCAGAAAGCAGGGCCUUGAAAGGUAGUGAUGGUUCCUGGGGCCCACAGUUUGGUGGGAGGCCCAGAGCUAAAAUAAUCCAAAUAAAACAAAGUAAUCUGCUUUACUAAAACAAAAAUAAUAUUCUGUCAGGGGGCCCAGAAUUCCGAGCUACGUCCCUGCCAGAAAGUAUGGUUACCAAGCGAAAAAAAACUCCCAGAGUUAAGAAGCAGGGAGGAUGGAGGGGAGCACAGGAGCUGAGCAUCUGGAAAGUCGAUAGAAUCUUUGCUGCCACCUGUCUGUGCAGAACACACUGCUGCGUGACCUUUGCUUGAGCUACCGCAGUACAGCAGACUCCGGGUCACAUGCAACGCUGAACAAUGGGCUUCCCGGACUACAGAGAGAAUGGUUCUGGUUCUGGUUCUGGUUCUGGUUCUGGUGUACAGUUCUGCCUAGAAUGGAUCAUGGAAAUGUCAGUAACAGGAACGGAGACAGAGGUGGGGGUGAACAGCUGAAUGCUGUGCAGGGUUUCGGGGUAAACAGGCGCCCCGAAUUUUCACUGCAGCACGACAUGUUCUGUUUCCUCAAUUGGGAGCUCUGACUGCGUUUCUUAAGGCUUUUGCAAACGAGGACUUGUUAUGUAAUCGCCAUCUGUCUGACACGGAAGACGGUUUUUGAAAAACACUGUGUACGUAGGCCGCUCCGCUCCUGCUGUGGGGACGCACGAACCCUUUCCUACAAAACAACUCGCGUUCAGUUUUGAAAGGGUGCAGAGAACUGUGAGAAUUCAGCCACGAUACCAAAGCAAUUUCUGUGUGUGUGUGUGUGUGUGUGUGUGUGUGUAUGUGUUUUGGUUCUCUUCUGUUAUAUAUAACCUUUAUUACUGCUAAUUACUGCUUCUGCUUCAAAUGCAAAUAAUUAUUACUUUUGUGGACGACCCACCGAAGUAGCAUACAUGGUUGCCAUGCCAACAUGCUUUGAUGCAGGUGUGUUAAACUCCAGUCCUGGAGGGGGCGCUGUGUCUGCAGGUUUAACUCUAGUCCCGUAGGGCUGUAGUGUCUGCAGGUUGACACUACUGUAUUAAAGACUCAAAGGUAUUGUUGUAUUCUGCUUUUCAUCUUCAUCUACGGUAUAUUAUCUCUGCAUUUAAAACUGCUUUUUAUUAUGAUGUGCUUUUAGUGCUAAUAGUCAAACAUCCUAUUUCACUUGACUCAUGAAAAAUGAGACGAAUGGAUAUCAAAGAGAGAUGUUAUUAUUGAAUUUUCCCAUGUACUAAGAGAGCAAGUCCUCCGAUGUUCUAACGCUUCUAGAACUUUCUACACACCGUGUGUUAAAAAUAUUGUGCGAAAGACCUUUUUUGUUGUUGCUGGUAGCACAUGCUGUUUUUAUCACUGAAUCUAAAUUGGAGCCCCGUUUUUGUGAUGAGUUUGAAAAACGCGUUGUCUUCAAAGAAACCCAUAUUUGAGUGUUAAUUCUUUUAUUAGCAAUAGUUCAUAAUAAUACACAUACGUAUGUUUGCCUUAUAUUCUCAGGUCUUCAUACCGAGACAAUGCAAUAGACAUACAAAACAAUGAGCAAAGCACCACACUUGACUUAGAGGACCUCAGAAUAAUGCCGUUCUGUAUAACUGGGCAUUAUUGUUCUGAUUUGCUAUUUAGAAAAAAUAAACACCUAGCGUUCUUCUAAAUGUACUCAAGUUCCCCUGAAGAUACACAAUAUUUACACACUGUAUCUCACACAAACUACUUUACUAAUGUGACGCGAGUAUAAAAUAAUCUUUAAUGCGGAAGAGAUACCCAUUUAGGAUGAAAGAUGUACGGCAUAUCUGUAUAUCAGCUCAAUCUGCAUAACAGCUCAAUGCUACUUCCUGUCAAUUUUUUUUAAUACCAAAUUUAAGCAAGUCUUUAUUUUCCUGACCAACUGAUACAAAAUUUUGGCUUUCACAAAAUUUUACAAAAAUGUAUGUAGCAAAACACAUAAUUCUCUUCCAGGGGGUCAUACGAUCUCAUGAAAUUCUUUCACCCUUUAAACUCCUUUUAAAAUUCCAGCAGAUGAUUAUUUUCAACAAUAUGUAGUACACAUUUAUAUGAUCAGUGAUUUGUAGGGGGAAAAAUAAUUUCACAUACAUUUUUAGAAUGCAUUUUAAAAUGGAUUUAUAAUACAUGGCAAAAUAGGUUUCAAAAAACUUGGUCAUUUCAUGUAUUUCCGUGAUGUAUUUGCAAUGUAUGUGAAAUAUAUGAUAAAUAUUUUUCAUAGAAUAUUUUAAUUAAAUAUUUAUGUUUCACAUACUAAUUGGAAUUACAUUACUUAAAAUGAAAUGGCUCAUUUUUACAAACUUGGCCCAUGCAUUAGAAAUAUCUUAAAAUACAUUCCGAAGAUGUAUUUAUGAAUUAUAUAUUUUUUCUGUAUGAGAUUUGAUUUAUCAGCGUCUAAGGGAGUGAUCCUUAGUUUUUUGUUGUUACUCGACACUUGACUGAAAAGCAGUCGAUUGUACAGUUACCUCGCCUCACCUGGUUUCCUGGGUCUGAGCUGGUUGCUGAUAUUAAAGAGAAAACAAAAAACCAGCAGACCCCGUGGCUCUCAAAGUCCAGGAAUGCUAUGAGUUCAGUCGCGCCAAAUAUCCAAUUAGCCCUUGUCUGCUAAAAGCCACUCGAUAUUCUAUGUGAACUCAAAAUUAUCAGAAUAUGAAGACCUUCCUUUUUUCCAAAUUGGAUGCAGAAUAAAAAGGAAGUAAAAACGUAUUUGGGGACCGCAAUUUAUACAUUUUGGGAUCAUUGUGAAUUAAUUUUUGUCUAAUUACCUGCAUUAAUGGUUCUCUGAGAAUAUCUGCUAAUUCUUUUUUUGUGGUAAAUCUUUUUUUUAAAUUGUUUUUUACCCUAAUUUGACUUAAUUGUCGACAAUGUGGGAAAAGUACAGAAAUGGCUUUCCCAUAAACCUUAUAAAGUCAAAAUUUUAAGAAUGCAUGGUAUGCCCAUACAGUAUGUCCUCCGUGACCCUAUCAAUUGGGUCAGCUCACAUAUGCCUUCUUUUAAAUCCAAAAUUAGGGUCUGAUCCGGGAAAUCUCUAGGAAUUCAGCAAUGUUGGUCAUCGUUUUCCCAGAAGCGACAUUUCACAGCCACCAGCUGCAUUUAAAACGUCAAAUCGAAACCAGGGAAGUCAUCCUAUUCUAAAGUAACGACCAAAACAGACCAUCCUCACUUUGGGAAAAAAAAAACAACUACAAAAAAACAGCUGUUGUCCUUCUUGCUAAAUGUGGAAAUAUAUAGUACGUGCAGAGUGGAAGGUUUUUUUUUUUUGAGAAUUCCAUUCUGACCCUCUACACCUGCCCUCCUGUGACCUCACUUCCUGCCCAGAGUGGUGGAAGUUCUGCCUUGUCAGUAUUCUGGAAUGUUCUUGGACCUGCUGUUGAAGGAUGCGUGUACACAAAGAGUCUGCCUCCAGAGUUACUGCUAAGCUGCACUGUCACCAUGCUUGUUUAUAUUAUAUUUAUUGCGUAUUUUUUUGCACAUGAAUAUCCAAAGAGGCGGCCAUUUAUCGCAGCCUGGACAUUUUGCUAAAUGCUACCUUUAGCAGGUUUCUGUUUUUUUUUUUUGCCCGAAUGUAAAUGACUCAUCUAUGCUUUUGGAAUUUUUCAGUUUAUUUCUUCUGUCGCAACCUAUUAUGGAAACUCAUUUUGGAAAUAGACAGCACAUGGAAAACAAUGGGGAAAUCCAGAAUGAUGCAUAUUAAUAUCAAACCCUGUAAUCCAGUCCAUAUUUGCUACUGCAUGCCAGAUGUAUAAAGCACCUGAAUUAUGUGCAAUGGAAUGACAGUCAAUGGCGUAUAUCCAUCCUGAUAAUAAAUACUGCGGUAUGUGUCUUGA
This is a messenger RNA of Anguilla rostrata (American eel), 6658 nucleotides long. RefSeq names its product thromboxane A2 receptor-like. Gene Ontology annotation, biological process: positive regulation of vasoconstriction; adenylate cyclase-activating G protein-coupled receptor signaling pathway; positive regulation of blood pressure. Lineage: Eukaryota; Metazoa; Chordata; Actinopteri; Anguilliformes; Anguillidae. Gene Ontology annotation, cellular component: plasma membrane. The transcript has 4 exons. Bases 567 to 1682 code for a protein of 371 amino acids. Gene Ontology annotation, molecular function: thromboxane receptor activity. The record is from RefSeq and is a predicted model, not a curated record.